Messenger RNA from Vicia faba (fava bean), 384 nucleotides. The record is from the annotation of a GenBank genome assembly. Lineage: Eukaryota; Viridiplantae; Streptophyta; Magnoliopsida; Fabales; Fabaceae.
AUGUUCUGCAACAUUGAUCUUCAACAAACCUAUUCUGGAGUUCUCGUUUUCUCUAUGUCAAUGAAGAGCCACCAUAGUUCUCUAGUAGGUUAUGGUUUGGAGAUGGAUAAGCUAGUUCUGGUUUCUGUUUUUUUAACAGGUAUUAUGCUGAACUGGUUUCGGAUAUGGAUAUGUUGGUGUUUUGAUUCUAUACUGGUGCUAAGAUUAACUGGUUUUAAGAUGGUACAGGGCAUAUUUGGACAUCAACUUGGCAUGGUUUUUGUUGACACAAGGAUGAAGAAAAUGGACAACACUACACUCAAAAAUAAUGGACUAUUAUGGAUUAAUGUAGUGCUGGAAAAAUGGGCAGCAUUGGGACUGUUUUAUAGCAAGAAUAAUAGUUGA